Molecule: messenger RNA, 2163 nt
Organism: Mucor mucedo
Lineage: Eukaryota; Fungi; Mucoromycota; Mucoromycetes; Mucorales; Mucoraceae
Exons: 1
Coding region: 32-1873 (613 amino acids)
Source: RefSeq, a predicted model, not a curated record
CUAUUUCUUUUACCCUUUACAACUUUUGCUCAUGACCUUUCAAGAACUUCCAACGGAAAUUGCUUCUAUAGUAUUUCAUUUUCUACCUGGACCAUUAGCAUACCAAAGUAUUUUUGUGUGCAAGUCAUGGCACCUACACGCCACCCGAGCUUACUACAGUACAUUAUCGCUUUCUACCGAAAGUUGUGAACGUCUUCAAGUGUCUUUACAAAACAAUUGGGUGACAUUUCGUGCUGGCAAAUGGACUAAAGUUCUCAGAAUUUACAAAAAGUACGAAUAUUCUAGGGAGAAUGUCGUAAAGAGAAUGGGGCCUGAAGAAUUUACACUGUUGUUAUCUCAUUUGCCGAAUUUAACAACAAUUGACCUUACAUCUAGUCAGAAUGUUUCCUACUACGUAAAGUUAUUACACGACGUGGAAACAGUUUACCUGCAAAAUAUUCAAGAGAUAUGUCUCGGGAGUUAUAUGCGUGAUAGUAGAAGGGACUUAUUUCCUUUAUUUUAUAAGUUUCGGAAAACACUCACACUUCUGGAGAUGGAGUACGAGUAUAUCAAACUUGAUAAAGAAAACAUAUAUGGGUUGUCUUUACUUGUCAAUUUUACAUCUCUGUCGCGUCUUGUUAUCUACAGCUAUUCCACUAGUAAUCUAUCGGUUACUGAUAUCCUAAAUAACUGUCCCAAUAUUGUCAGUUUGGAUUUCAGUAGCUAUUACGCAGUGCCUGAUUCUGUUUACAAUCUGGUGACAAAUAUGAAACAAACAAAACUGAAAAAUAUUAAGCUUGCUAUUCCAACACUUACGAAGUCGUGUAUGAAUUACCUCAGUCGCUGUUUGGUACUUGACAAAUUGGAAACUUUUAAUAUCAAUUUAACUGAAGAAGAAAUGUACGGAAUGUUAAAUCGAGAGGGCAUAGAUAAUGUUUUGAAAAUGGCCAGGCAACUAAGCUCUGUCAAAAAUAUUAAACUUUAUGCCAAUCCAGAAAACGAUGGGACCUUCGAAUUACCCAACCCAGAAGACAGAAUGACUAUAUUGUAUUCGUUAAUCCAUGCACUACAAGGAAACCGAGUGAUGAAUUGUUUUGCGACUUACUCUGACAGUAAGCCAUUAGAAUUCUCGAUUAGCAUUUCUAACGGAGAAAAAUUGAAUUUUUUAUACGGCAUAUCUCGAAGCGAUUAUACUCCAGACUACGAAAAUAGAUCACUAUCCAUAAAUGAGUUUCCAAUUCCAGAUAAAAAUGUAUCCAUAAUUGGGCCUGACAUCAUCAAUAAGUUACUGUUCAUUAUCGUACACCCGACAGAAAUAUUCGCGCCAAAUUUUCUUCAGUACGUGGUUCUCAAUUGCCCUCAUGCGUCAUCAUUGACGAUUACGAGUUGGAAUAAUCAUAGCUCUUAUGAAGUGGAGGCUGAAAAAGAUACAGCAAAAAUAGUAUUGAAGGCGUCAAUUAUGCCAUCACAAGAGGUUCUGGGUUUAUUAUCCUCCUUUUUACCAGAAGCCAAAAAAUUUAAAAUCGAAACGCCAAGAGGUUGCGAUCAGUUUGUUGCAGACAAAUUUACUAUUGAUUUUACUAUAUUUCGUUUCUUGGAGAAGCUCACUAUUAACGUCCAUAAUAGUCAGCAUACGGUACAAAUUGCGUUUGUAAGCAUGAGAUUUGCUGAUGACGACACUAUUGAUACUUAUAAAAUCACACCUGUGAACGGCCCUAACUCUGGUUUCAAGUUAUUACCAGUCAAUGAGCGUGAAUACAGCAAUUCUUCCAAAGGAUCAUUAAUUAUAAAUUUACAUCGAAUUGAAACUGUUAAAUUCAAAUCUGAACUAUUUCGAAAACCUAUUGCCACGUUCCGUUUUGGGGAGUUAAUCUCUUCAAGUAAAGAUAAAUAACCCCACGUGUUUGAUCUAUACAAGACCCAAAUAAACCAAAAUCCACUGUGUAGUUCUAUUGAGUCAAUUCUCUUGAAUAGCAAUAAACCGAAACAAAAGUGCUCUUUUACAAAUUAAUAUUACGUCUUUCUCAACUUUAGUCUCCGUGUAAUCGAGUAUUUUUUUAAGUUAUGGAGAAAAAGGUAUAAAAUAAUGUUAAAUAAUCCAUGUUUCUAAUAAACCAAGUUGCUCAAACUUAUUUGGGUUGCACGAUAUAUUAAGUAUAUCUUUGAUUUGCGUGGCUAUAGUAA